AUGGAACCGGCGCAGGAGCCCUGCCCGGAACGGCGGGGUCAGUGGGUGAUGGUCCCCACAGGCCAGGAAGGUGGAGACAAGCCCCUGGCUGCUGGGCCAAAAAAGGAACUGCGGCAGAGUUCAGCCCCCUGCGCUCAGGAUGCCCCAAGUGAGGAACUGCCCCCCUCCUGCAUCGUCCCCGGGGAGAAGCCACCAUCAGACCCCCCUGGAGAACCAUCUGGGACAGAUAUCAGGAGAGGGGGCCAGCCAUCUGGUUCGGGGACUCUCCACAAAGACACGCCUCUGGCCCCACCGGGACCCCAGCUUCCUGGGGAAGGCUGUUCCUUCCCAGUGAAAGAGGCAAAGCCAGGGAAGAGGUCCUACUCUCCAGCCUCCAGUAAGCAGAAAAUACCCAGUGCCGCGGGUCUGGCCUCCACACCAUCUCCUGGUGUCACCCACUCAGCCCGUGCUGCACACAACCCAGUGCCUUGUGGGUCAGGCCGGGGGCCUUGCCAUCUGGCUAACCUCCUCAGCACAUUGGCUCAGAACAGCCAAAACACAGAUCAGAAGAGGUCCCUGGAAGUGACCUGCCAAGUUCGGAAAAAGACCCGGACCCUAUACCGCUCAGACCAGCUGGAGGAGCUAGAAAGGAUCUUCCAAGAAGACCACUACCCAGACAGUGAUAAGCGCCGGGAGAUUGCCCAGACUGUGGGGGUUACCCCCCAACGCAUCAUGGUGUGGUUCCAGAAUCGCAGGGCAAAGUGGCGGAAAGUGGAGAAGCUGAAUGGCAAGGAGGACAAGGACAGCCCUGCAGACCCCGCCCCUACCGGGGCCAGCGGUCAGUGCAGCUCUGCAACUGAGCUGCCAGCCGCUGUGCCCAUGGACCCAGAGCCUGGUACCUUCCCUCAGGAACCCCCUGUGGAUUCUCUUGCAGAGCCUCCCAUGCUGCUGGCCUCUGAGCACACUCUGGCCCCAACCCAACAGAGUGAGAGUACUCAGAGGGUAGCAGUGACCCCACCGCUCUUCAGCCCUCCGCCAGUUCGAAGAGUCAACCUUCCUUUUCCCCUCGGCCCUGUCCCCACCCCCCAAAUGAUGCCUCUGCUGCUGGAUACCCCAGGCAGUGACAGCGGCCACAAAGAUGGCUCCUGGGGGACAAGUGUCACCCCACCAUCCACCUGCUCAUACUUGGAGGAGCUGGAGCCCCAGGAUUACCAACAGAGCGCCCAGCCGGGACCGUUCCUGUUCUCCCAGGCUCCACAGAGCCAGCUCUACCAACAGCCUCAGCCCCAGUUCUCCUACCUGCACCCCUUCCCCUUCCCCAUGCCCCACCCCCUGCAGCCUCUGCUGCCGGAUGACCCCCUCUUCACCUCGCCCUAUGGCCCCAGUGCGGGGACAUCACAGGGCUACUUCCCAGGGCCACCGCCUCCGUCAGGGCAGACGGUGCUUCAGCCACCUGCUGGGAAUGCAGGUACAGCCCCCUGGAAUGACCCUUGCUUUCCAGAACUGCCUUUCCCUGGUCCCUUCUGUCCGCAGGCCCUGGGGCAGCCCCCCGGAGGGGACAGCUACUUCCCUGAUCUGCUCCCAGCCCCCUAUGCUCCGGCCCUGAGCAGGCAGCCUUCCCCAGGUGUCACCCGGCUGCCCGAAGGGGCCAGGCCCGAAACGGGACCCUUCCUCGGCAGGGCCCCCGAGGAGCAGCCUGCCCCCUGUGUGGAGGGGCCCCCCGCAGCCGAGGAGCUCCGAGCGGAAGAGAAGGACAGCUGUGGCCCCUAA
This is a messenger RNA of Prionailurus viverrinus (fishing cat), 1749 nucleotides long. It is a transcript of the gene NOBOX, whose product is annotated as NOBOX oogenesis homeobox. The transcript has 8 exons. The record is from RefSeq and is a predicted model, not a curated record. NCBI's taxonomy places the organism in Eukaryota, Metazoa, Chordata, Mammalia, Carnivora, Felidae. Bases 1 to 1749 code for a protein of 582 amino acids. Gene Ontology annotation, molecular function: DNA-binding transcription factor activity, RNA polymerase II-specific; RNA polymerase II cis-regulatory region sequence-specific DNA binding. Gene Ontology annotation, biological process: regulation of transcription by RNA polymerase II.